AGACAACCUCCACACACACACACACACACACACACACACACACACACACACACACACACACACACGUGCUAUAAGAGGAAGAGAGAAACAGGAUGUAUUCAGUAAAACUCCUGGUAGAGAAGAGAAGGUGGACACAGUGCUGAUGGAGUUCUUCAGGUCUUCAGGAGUCAUGAGGUUUGUUCUAGUCUGUGCUCUUGCUUUUCACUUGGUGCCACUGAGAUGUUCAGCAGAUCCACCUCCAGUGUGUCAGUCUUACUCUACAUGCUCGGAGUGUUUAAGGAGUCCAGGAUGUGCGUGGUGCAAGCAGCAGGAUUUUCUGAAAUAUGGAGAGUCUGAUGAACGUAGAUGUGACUCCAUGGACGUCCUGAGAAAAAGGAACUGUACUACCAACAAUGUGAUCAAUCCCGAACCUGACAUCGUGAAAAUGAAGAACAACGACCUGAGCAGUUCCUCCAAUAAUGUAGUGCAGCUCAAACCUCAGAGUCUGAAGGUCCAACUCCGAAUCGGUGUGCCACAGGAAUUCACUGUGGAGUUUAAGAGGGCUGAGGGAUACCCCAUAGACCUGUACUAUCUGAUGGAUCUGAGCUACUCCAUGAAGGACGAUCUGGAGAAGAUUAAGAACCUUGGACAGGACAUUCUGAAAAAAUUGCAAGAAGAAACAAAGAGUGUCCACAUCGGUUUCGGCUCGUUUGUUGACAAGGAGACACUGCCGUACGUUAGCCAGACCAAGGCCAGGAGACAAAACCCCUGUCCCACUCGCUCCGACAUCUGCCAACCCGCCUUCACUUUCCACAAUGUUCUGCCCCUCACCUCUGAUGCCAACGAGUUCAAGAGAGAAGUCAGUAAGCAGAAAAUCUCUGGGAACCUGGACUCACCUGAAGCUGGGUUAGAUGCUAUCAUGCAGGCAGCUGUGUGCAAGAACAUCAACUGGAGAGACGUGACUCGGAUUCUGGUCUACACCUCCGAUGAUACGUUUCACAUGGCUGGAGACGGACGACUCGCUGGAAUAUUUACACCACACGAUGGGAAGUGUCACCUAAAACCUGAUGGUUUAUACGAUGGCACGUUGCUUGAUUAUCCAUCAGUAGGCCAUCUCUCUCAAGUUCUUCAGGCUAAUAACAUUCAGCUCAUAUUUGCAGUCACAAACAACAGUUACCCAGAGUAUAAGGCCCUGAGUGCGUUAAUUCCUCAGUCAGUGGUUGGUGUGUUGAAUAAUGACUCCAGUAAUGUGGUGCAGCUGAUCUCCGAGGCAUACGGGAACUUGUCCUCCACUCUGCUGUUGGAGCACAACAUCACUGUGCCUGGUCUCCAUGUGUCCUAUAAAUCUGACUGUAAAGGUCAGAGCAGUAAUGCAUGGCAGCACAGAGGAGAGUGUUCCGGCAUCCAAAAGGAGAAGGUUUUGUUCACUGUACGUCUGAACGCAUCAGAAUGUCUGGCUGCUCCUACAACAUUUGAAAUCCAAAUGAUGGGCAUUAAUGAGGUUCUGAAAGUUACUGUGGAAACAAUGUGUGACUGUGACUGUGGUGCUAAAGAGGAGAACUCCAAACACUGUGCAGGAAAUGGAACACUCGACUGCGGAAUCUGCAGGUGCAAUAAAGAUUACGUAGGGCAGUAUUGUAAGUGUAACAGUAUGAGUGACAGCACCAUGCGCAUGUCGUGUCGCCAGAACAACAGCUUUCAGGAGUGCAGCGGAAAAGGUGUGUGUGAGUGCGGGCGGUGUGUGUGCAGUGGGCGUUUCAGUGGGCAGCACUGCGAGUGUGACAAUGCCAACUGUGCCCGCCACCUCAGCAAGCUCUGCAACGAUAACGGUGUGUGUAAGUGCGGUGUGUGUGAGUGUAAUGAGAAAUACAGCGGCUCGGCGUGCGAGUGUCCCAAGGACACGAGCAUGUGCGGUCAGAAACAGAACUUGUGUAGCGGUCAGGGCAGGUGUGUGUGUAACCGCUGUGAGUGUAACUCCGGCUUUACGGGACCAAACUGCUCUCAGAUCAACACCCCGUGUUCACUAUACCAACCCUGUAUGGAGUGUACUUUGAUGAAGGAGCAGUGUCUGGAUGCGUGUGUGUCAGUUCGCAUGUCUCGUGUGGAAUUCUCUCACACGCUGAAGUGUGUUCACCUAAACUCCACCUACGACGUGAGUCUGGAUAAUGAUGGCAAUGUGGUAAUCACCUACGCUUAUCUACCAGGUUCUGUGGAUAAAACCAAAGUGAUCAUUGGCGCCAGCGUUUCCAGCAUCAUCUUCAUCGGCAUCCUCAUUAUCAUCAUCUACAAAAUCCUGCUGGUGCUGUAUGAUCAGCGGGAAUACCGCAACUUCAUCAAAGCUCAGGAGAACACCAAAUGGGAUGAGGUGUGUCUAACACACAUCACACACACACACACACACACACACACACACACACACACACACACACACACACACACACAUGCACACACACUUUUUGCUAGUUGAAUCACCUUGGAACUGCUUAAAUCAUCAGUCCAUGUUUCACACCUGCUUUUAUUUCAGACAAUUACUCCAGACACUACUGUGUGUGUGUGUGUGUGUGUGUGUGUGUGUGUGUGUGUGUGUGUGUGUGUGUG
Silurus meridionalis is the source of this 2577-nucleotide messenger RNA. It is a transcript of the gene itgb7, whose product is annotated as integrin, beta 7. Gene Ontology annotation, biological process: cell adhesion mediated by integrin; cell migration; cell-matrix adhesion. The record is from RefSeq and is a predicted model, not a curated record. Gene Ontology annotation, molecular function: integrin binding. The transcript is spliced from 15 exons. The coding region runs from base 143 to 2446 and encodes 767 amino acids. Gene Ontology annotation, cellular component: focal adhesion; integrin complex; cell surface. NCBI's taxonomy places the organism in Eukaryota, Metazoa, Chordata, Actinopteri, Siluriformes, Siluridae.